Candoia aspera is the source of this 2121-nucleotide messenger RNA. RefSeq names its product R-spondin 4 (gene RSPO4). The coding region runs from base 1 to 756 and encodes 251 amino acids. The record is from RefSeq and is a predicted model, not a curated record. The transcript is spliced from 5 exons. Lineage: Eukaryota; Metazoa; Chordata; Lepidosauria; Squamata; Candoiidae.
AUGUCCAUUGUCACGGUCCCUGUUCCAGUGUUCCUGGAGAACAUCGUAACGGGUUCCCAUGCCAUGGGGCUGACACGGGUCGCUCUGCAUUGCUCCUCUGUGCCUUCCCUGCCAGGCUGUGCCCACGCUCACCCUUGGCUUCCUUCUGUUCCAGUAAGCGCUGCCAAGUUUGAGAACUGCACGGGAUGCGUGAUGUGCUCCGAAGACAACGGGUGCAUUUCCUGCCAGCAGAGGCUGUUCCUGCUCAUCUGGAGGGACGGGAUCCGGCAGUAUGGCGCCUGCGUCCACACCUGUCCGCCGGGCUACUUCGGGUUGCGAGGCCAAGAAGUCAACCGAUGCUUCAGGUGCAGGUCGCCCAGCUGUGAGAGCUGCUUCAGCAAAGACUUCUGCAUGAAAUGCAAAGAGCGCUUCUAUCUACACAAAGGCAAAUGCUUGAACAGCUGCCCACCCGACACCAUGGCCUGGCACAGUACCCGGGAGUGCCAAGAAAACUGCGAGACAGCUCCCUGGGGCAAUUGGAGCCCCUGCACCAACCAAGGGCAGACGUGUGGGUACAAGUGGGGCUCGGCCAUCCGAGUCCGGGAGACGCUCCAGAGUGGGAAGGAAGAUGCAGCACUGUGUCCGGUGCUGUCCGAGUCCAGGAAGUGUCGGAUGAAGAGGCAUUGUCCUGGAGAGGAGAAUGAAAACAAGAGGAAAGGCAAAAAGGAAAGGAAGCAGAGGAAGAAGAAAAAAUUAGAUUCUUUCAAGGUCACCUAAUGAGCUUCAGAGCACGUGGGUUUGUCGUGGGGGGAAGCAACACGCAAUGAAGUCCAGCAGGGAGCACCAUCGUUGGCCAAAAACUAGGAUUGUUUCUAUCUCUUCCUUUCUGCCUUGCAAGGUUCCCCUUCAGUCCCUCAGUUCCCUGCAGGCCUUUCCACCACGUUAAGGUGCUUCAUGAUGCCUCUUGGCCUUCUCUCUAACAUGCUUGGGCAAAGGAAGACUGAAGACCGAUUCCAUCCAUCAUCUCUCCACGUUGAUAUCCGAAGCUUCGUUCCCUCGGCCCACCACUCACCUCUCCAUCUUGGCGCCUCUGACUUUAUGAGUCUGCGCAGCCAGGGUAACCCCAGAGGAGGGAACCACCAUGGCUUCCAAGUGAAGAGGGGCCUAACCCUGGCUCUUUGAUCUGCUGUGGAAGGGGGAGAGGCUCCAUCAAGAAGAGCUGGAAGACCAUGCAGCGUCCUGCCUAAAGACCCCAAAGGAUGGAGCUCUAGGAGGAAUGCAAGUUCUCGGCCAGCUUCACCCUGGUUCUUCCUCGAACCCCCUUAAAAGAGUUUCCCUGAAUCUUUCCCUGCGUUGGGACAGAACAUAUUAUCCAACAGACGUGAGUUUUAAGAGAAGGGAGAACCAGGCUGGGAUUUAGCAGGUGCCCCCCAUUUUUCUCACCCAGGAAGAGGAUGGGAAGACUGUGGGCAUGGGAUGGUCACCCAGGCGGCCAACCCAUCCUUCCCGUCUCCCCCCGUGGAAAACAGACCCACACUUUCUUUCAAGGACAGAAGCAAAGGGAAUGGCGCCACCAUCUCUGAGAGCAAACUGGACCUCUGACAAGGGGGAUGUUUCAGAGAUUGGUUCCCUGUGGCAGAAGACUGACUACUGAAUGGGAUUUUUAAAAAAAUUUACAAGUACACAGGUCCAGCUUAGAAAAAGGCACAGGUUUUAACACUUCCAACACACAGGCCUAUUGUUUCCUAUCAGUUCCAGGAGACAACCAGGUCCUUCAAUUUUCUAGAACCCCAGACACAGCUUUCUUACUUUAUCUGACCUAAACUGUACCACCUGCCAAUCCAUUCUUUUCUUUUUAGACCAAACUAGUUUAUUCUUUCUGCCUUCUUGGUCGCGUGAGUUCCUGCAGCCAGAUAUUGUCUGUGCUUCUCCAGCAAAGGUUGUGAUAAAGAGAAUUACAGGUAACCCUUGACUUAUGACCACAACUGGGACUGGAACUUCCGUUGCUAAGUGAGGCAGUUGUUAAGUGAAUCACACUGGAUUUUAUGACCUUUUGGGCCAUGGUCAUUAAGUGAAUCACUGAGGUCAUUAAGUGAAUCCAGCUUCCCCCAUUGACUUUGCUUGUUGGAAGCCGGCUGGGAA